AUGAUGUAUCUAUCCCAAGCAUCAUUCUUGUUCUUAAAUGUAUGUAUUUUCAUUUGUGGAGAAGCUAUACAAGGUAGCUGUGUUCAUCAUUCUACAGAUUCUCUAGUAGGUAACAUGUGGCAGAUAAAGCUAACUCUCAAAGAUGAAAAUCAAAGUAACCCUGCUGUGUACAAGGAAGACUGUAAAGAGUCAUGUGAUGCUAAGACCAAAGUAACUCGAGAGAAACAUUAUAUAUGCAGAAACCUGUAAAAUUCUAUUGUUUCUUAUACAAGAAGUACCAAAAAACUACUGAGAACUAUAAUGGAUGAGCACCAAGCAUCUUUGGAUUAUCUAUCUAGCCAGGUUAAUGAGCUCAUGAAUUGAAUUCUCCUUUUGACUACAGAGGUUUUUAGAAAACAGCUGGAUCCCUUUCCUGUCAGGCCCAUUCAGUCACAUGGUUUGGAUUGCACUGAUAUUAAAGAUUCAAUUGUCUCUGUCACCAAAACCCCUAGUGGUUUAUAUAUAAUCUUUCCAGAGGGAUCUAGCUAUCCAUUUGAGGUAAUUUGCGACAUGGAUUUCAGAGGAGGAGGAUGGACAGUGAUUCAGAAAAGGAUGGAUGGGACAGUUGACUUCCAGAGGCCAUGGUGUGAUUACCUGGAUAGAUUUGGAGACCUUUUAUGUCAAAUGUUAUGUGUUGAUGCUUUGCCUUUUCUCCUUCUUUCUGGUGUGUUAUGUCUAAACUGUGCUAGCAUUAGUCAAAUCUUCAGUAAGAGUGGCAAAUCUAAGUGA
Molecule: messenger RNA, 768 nt
Organism: Onychomys torridus (southern grasshopper mouse)
Lineage: Eukaryota; Metazoa; Chordata; Mammalia; Rodentia; Cricetidae
Gene: Angptl5
Product: angiopoietin like 5
Source: RefSeq, a predicted model, not a curated record